CGGGAGGGGUAGGGGGCGGAGUCAAACAGCUGGGUGCCCUGGAGUGUCUCGUGGCGGCUAUCAUGCAGGUUGGGCUUUACUUUGAAGGCAGUCGAACUCUACCUUUCUUUUCCCCUCCAUAACUACAUCGUCUAAGCGGGAUUUCCUACUUGUCAACGCCAGAAAACUACCGUUUCUGCGGCCCCUGUCUGUUUUUCGGCUACCUGAAGUGGAGAGAGGGCGAGUCGACCAACACUAAAGUUAAGCAGGAAGACUCUUACGGUGGGGAAAAAAAGCCACUUGCUCGAACACGUAGCCGCCGCCGAAGCAGCUGAAACGAGCCUCGUCCUUCUCGUGUGGCCGACUUGUUAAAAUGACUCAUUUGGCGUCAGUGCAGAUGUCAGCCCCACACAGUUAAAUGUUAGAACUACUUGAGCACAUAUUGCUUGGAUGGUCGAAGAGGAAAAAGAGGAAAGAGGGUUCGAGGUGCCUGCCAUGUCUUUGUGGGUGAUCCUGCCUGUUAGCCUCCCAGCACUGACCAUCACUGGGAUCUGGGUCGUGUAUGCCAUGGCCCUGUACAACCAACACGUCUGCCCUGUGGAUAACUGGUUGUACAACCAAUCGUGCGAAGAGGAACUGUAUUUGCAGAGUGGACCAACGUUGUGCUGCACGCUGGACAAUAUACCUCUCAUCAGUAAAUGUGGGACGCUUCCGCCAGAGAGUUGCUUCUUCAGCCUUAUCUGCAGCACAGGCUCAUUCAUGGUUAUGGUGAUCGUGCUGCUCCGCUACGCCCACGUUAUUGAGAAGCACCAAAACUGUGUCCUCAACACGGCGAGUCUCUCCACAGGCUGGAUCUGUGCCGCUGGACUCAUCAUGGUGGGCAACUUCCAGGUGGACUAUGCCAAAAUUCUCCACUAUGUCGGAGCCGGCAUCGCCUUCCCCACCAGUAUGCUGUUUGUGUGCCUGCAGUCGGCGCUGACCUAUCGACUGGCCAAGACGCAGGGGGAGUACAACGUGGCCCACCUCCGGCUCUGCAUGACCCUGCUUGCCUUCGUCGCCCUGGUGCUAAGCGGCGUAUUUUUCUGCCAGGAGAGCUACAUCCUCCAACACGCCUCGGCCAUCUUCGAAUGGGUCUUCUGCGUCAUCAUCAUGCUCUUCUACGGGACGUUCGCCUUCGAGUUUGCGGGCAUGUCGGGGGACACCGUGGCGGUGCUGGCCCGAGGGGGCUCUUUGGGGGGCGCGGGAAGGGAGCACAAGAUGGACGCCUUGGGGCCGCACCCGCCGCCGCACCAACCCGAAAACAUGUCCAUCCUGUAGGGCCCGACUUGCUCGGCUCUGGAUUAUCCUUCCAAGACGGGGUUGUCAAAUCUGUUGAGUCACUCAAUCACGUGAAGAUUUGAACUCGAGCAAAACCCCAGUGGAGAGCUUUUUUUUUUUUUUUUUUUUGUCAUCACAUCUGAGCUUUUCCACCAGCUUUUCGCCUGUCUGCAUUUUGCACAUUUGUGGAACCAAAUUUUCCAGCCAGCCAGCCAGCCAGCCAAACCUGCCUUCAGUUACAAGUAUUAGCAACGGAGCGCUAAAGGUCCAUCAGAUUCAGAAAAAAAUCUGUCGUUUCCUCUCUCCUGCACCCCCCCACCCCCCCUCAACAAGUGACCUUGGAUGAUUUCCUCUUCAGGUGAUUGCAGCGUGGCCUUUUCAUUUCAUUUGGUGAGUGCUAAACAAGAGUCUGUCGGACGGCCGCAGCUGAAAGUAGAAACCGCAGCGCGAUAUUAUCUGCUGCUUACAUAGUAGCCACACAGGAGCAAGGUCAGGUGUGGACGCAAUAAAUUCUCAUCAUAUUAUCCUACAGACCAGUAUAUAACUCUUACGUGAAAACUGUUACAUAAUUUUUUUUAAAUAAGGGGGACCUGGUAUGCAUCUUUUUUUCCCAUAGUUUGUCUGGGAUGGUGUUCAUAUUGAACUAGAUAAAAGGUCAUCCUCUCAUCUUAGACCAGAGAUGUCCAAACUGGAGACCCGGGGGGGGCCUUUUUAACUCAUUCACUGCCAAAGACGUUUUUAAAUGUCUUUUCAGAAUUUGUCCAGAAUUGUCUGUAACUGAACGAGUUAAAUACCCCAUGCCGUAAUUUCCCGUGAUUAAUAUGCAACUUGUAAGUGCUCAGAUCCAGCAUUUGGUCCUUCUGGUUGUGCGUCACCUAAGCCACAUUAGCCCACUAGCUUUGACCAUGAGCUGUUCGCGGCACUUAUGAGCACAUAAGGGCAUGUCGUUGGCUAUUUGCAUACCAUAGAGUCACAUAACGGAACAAUUGUUACAAAGUCACUGUGGGUUGCUGCGUAAUUUUGUUAAAAUAUACAGACUAAUAUGGAAGGUAGCCUAUUAUUGAUGGGAAAUUACAGUACUGAGAUUCAUAUUUAACCCGGCCUGUGUUGUUUAACUGCAUUGCACUAAUGACUUUUUUUUUUUUUUUACACUGAUGAGCCAAAUAGGAGCUGAGAAGAAAUUGUUCAUUUCUCCCUUCCUCGUGUCCCCCUCGUUAACGUCAGCAAAAAAAUAGAAACAUUUCUCUAAACAACGCGCCCCCAUCAAUCAAGAUAAUUUAGUUACAGCAGCAACUGAAUGGCAAUUGUUUGCCUCCACUUCAAGGUCAGCUUAGUAUAGAUACAGGACAGCCGUUUGUUCCCCGUGACCUUCAAAUAACGACACAAAUUCAACAAAGUUGCAUAGCAGGUCCCCUUUUAAUACAGCAAAUAUUGAUAUUUGUUCACACUGACAUCCCUACCACUGUUUGAUUGUUUUUUUUGCUCAUUUAUCCAAGUACUGUCGCCGCCUCACAAUGGUUGAUCGUACAAUCGUUGCCAACAGACCUCCAGCGCUGUACAAUUUUCUGCCAAAGACGCAUAGAUGCGACGCAGAUUCCCCCCAGGUCCUGCGCAUUCCAUCCACUUACUGUAAGCUUCUUACCUUCUACAGUAUUCCUCAUAGAGACGAUAGCGGCCGUGUUACUGUCAAGUGUGCCAAAUAUCAGUGUGCCUGUGGCCUCGGUGCUAUUAACAACUUUCGCUCCCUCUCUCUCUCUCUCUCUCUCUCUCUCUCUCUUUUUUUCACUCUCUCUAUAUAUUAAUCGAUGAUUGUAACAAUCGCAUUCAUAAAAGCAAUAUUGUACACUUCUUUUUAUCACUAUUGUGUUCCUGAAUGUUACUGGACACAGCAUUGGGUACAUCACAAACUCUUGCAUUGGGAGGGGCGGUGGGAGGGUUGUUCGCGGAUAUAAAAAUGCAUUUCAUUAGGUGUCAUUUACAGUUUAAAUGGAUUUU
Molecule: messenger RNA, 3291 nt
Organism: Hippocampus zosterae (dwarf seahorse)
Lineage: Eukaryota; Metazoa; Chordata; Actinopteri; Syngnathiformes; Syngnathidae
Product: Transmembrane protein 150A-like
Exons: 8
Coding region: 430-1296 (288 amino acids)
Source: RefSeq, a predicted model, not a curated record